Messenger RNA from Acaromyces ingoldii, 3390 nucleotides. RefSeq lists its product as hypothetical. Gene Ontology annotation, molecular function: protein dimerization activity. Lineage: Eukaryota; Fungi; Basidiomycota; Exobasidiomycetes; Exobasidiales; Cryptobasidiaceae. The transcript has 2 exons. The record is from RefSeq and is a predicted model, not a curated record. The coding region runs from base 311 to 3196 and encodes 961 amino acids.
UUCACUUUUUCUCUCCGUUCGUCGCAUCACUACACCUACCUACCUUCGACCUUCCCCCCACUCCUUUCCACCUCGCUCCAUCCGACGUCUACUUCAGCGUAUCGACGGUCUCAGUGGUGGAUCACGUGUGGAAAGUGCGCCGAGGUCCUGGUUUCAGCCGAAUCACGCUUGGGCUGAGAGCAAGCGAACAGGAAGACAAGGAGGAUAAGAAAAAGCAAGGGAAAAUUAUAGAGAGAGAGAAAAAAGGCUGCCCGUAUUCGAGGAACCACAUCGUUCAUCGACGGCAUCCACGACACAGCAGUGGUACGACAUGACAUCGUCUGUCGGCGGUCCUGAGGGAGGUCCUUCGUCUGCUGGCCCAUCCUCGCCCUUUCAUCAGCUGCCGCCAUCCCAUCCACAGCAGCAACCGCAACAACAGCAGCAGGGCUCCUCGCACGGCAGCAGCGCGACGGCCGCUGCAUCGUCGUCGUCUUCUACCAACGCAGCGUCCAACGAGACUUUCAACAUGGGCUCGUUUGACUUCGGAUCCGAUUUUAGUCUGCCCACAAGCUUGGAUGAGCUGUCCAUCUUUGGCGCCGUUCCUUCCAACAACAGUCAACAGACGAGCCACCCGGCAUCAUCGACGGCGAGCGGAGCGACCGUUUCCAACCAGGCCAGUCCAAGGCAGCCCUUUUCCCCUCGGAUGACAAAAGGGUCUCCGCAUCGGAUGCAGUCGACGGGCAGUCGAAAUGGAAGCCCACAUCCACUCUCAAUGCAGCACGGUGCUGAAAGCGACGCGACUACGACGCGAGGCAGCGGCUCCGCCCUGAGCGAUGAGGACUUACAGGGUCUUCUUGCCGCCAUGCAACAGCAGCAGCAACAACAAUUACAACAUAGAGAGCAGCCGCAGCAACCGCAGCUCUUUCAACACCAGCCGGCACAUCAGCGACAACAAGCGACUCAGAUGCUCAAUGUACACGCGGGCACUCAGCUGUCCGUAAGCGACCUCGAGAAGCUCCUCGUCGAAAAGGAACAGGCCGAGAGAGUCCAGCAGCUCCAGACGCUCCUUCUUCGCCAGCAGCUCGAGGCUCUGUCGCGGCAGCAGAGCUCUGGCUCCGAUCAUCCACCCAAUCUGUCGUCUGUCAACCUGGCUGCGCUGCUUCAGCAACAGCAGAACCUCCUCCGCAACACGAGUCAGCAGAGCCCGACGGCGCCUUCAUUCGGCUCCUUUGGCGGUGGAAGCGCGGCUGGUAGCCUCGAUGCCUCAACGUCUCAGGCCUUCUCGUCCCAGGCGUCUCAAAAGGGGAUGCAUGCCAUGUCACAGUACGGUCUCAUCACCCCACUCAGCUCUGGCGCCUUUAAUUCUCGUGAUACGGCCGCCCACAGCCAGCAGCAGCAGCAACAACCCUUUAUGUCACCCCUCAAGAUUCCUGCCGGCUCGCAGCCCAGCGUGGUGGACGCCGGCCGUGUCUAUGACGCAAGUAUGGUCAAUGGCGCAUUUACGCCCCUAGAAUCGCCAGCUAUCACGCCUGCCAGCGUGUUCUCAAAUGCGAGCAACGCCACAACGACAGCCGAUCUGUUUUCGCCAUUAACAUCACCUGCCCUCCGGCCCCAGUACUACGGCUCUUCGCACGAUGCAGUCAUGGCCUCGCCCCUUCAGGGCCCGGUCCAGCCUGGCGGCGCAAAGGGUGGCCGUCUCAGCGGUCGGGCAAGGACAAAGGCGCCGGGGAUGAGCCCUCACUUUGGUCCGCAGAGCAAGAAUGCGACGCCAAACGCUUCGCCUGCCCUCGGACCUACGAAGCCUGCAUCCGUGCCUCGCAAGAACCGAAGCACUACUGCAGAGGCCAGAGCAAAUCGCGCACGGCCGUCACCGCUCGUCAAGCCGAGCCAACCACCGGCGUCUGUGGCUAAAUCGAGGCAUCGGGGACAAUCUGGCUCCAGCUCCGCUGGCCUGCCCAGUCCUGCAUUCGCAAGCUCAGCUAACACAGGAUCGAGGCGCAACUCUGGCUCGCAACAGCCCCCCACUGAAGGGGACGCGUCCAACGGCGGAGCCUCUCAUUCUCGCACGGCCUCCAACCAGACACAAGUCAACACGUUCACCUCCAUCCUUGGGAGUGCCUCCAAGCCGAUGGAUGCCUCGCCUAGCGAAGGGGCUGCGUCCACGCCGUCCCCCAUCGAUUUGUCCAAUUCUCAAAUGCCACCCCCCUCGAGCAAACCAAUGACGCCGAGCAGUAUCAUGGGAAUCCAGCAGCAGUCCCAAGGUCGGGCGUCGUCGAAGUCGAGCAGCGGGAGCAGCAAUGGCAGAUCGAACACCUCAUCGACGGCCAAGGGCGGCAAGGGUAGCAAGCCCUCUGCUUCCUCGGAGAAGAGUGUCUCCUUUGCUCAGGACGGUCACAAGAGAGUAUCGAGUGCGAACGGCGAGAAGACGAGCAGCACCAGCCCAGGCGCCCUGGCUAGCAUCCUCCCCGGGGGCAUUUCGCCCUCUGAUCGAGAGUCGUGGAUGAACAUCAAGUCUUCGGGCGGCGGGUUGGAAUCGAGAAGGACCUCGCACAAGGCUGCCGAACAAAAGAGGCGAGACUCGCUCAAAUUCUGCUUUGACGAACUUCGGACAAUGCUACCUGCCAUCACACUGGACGAUGAGGCACCCGGGGGAUCGAGCCUUGGUCCCGACGGGAGAAUAGAAGAUGAGGAGCAGGAAGUGUUUGACAUCGAGCAGGUGGGCGAUGCCGAAAGCGCUCGAAUUGCAAAUCGUGCCAUCAGCAAGGUGGCUCUGCUACGACACUCCAAUGAGUACCUUAUCCGCCUCAAGAGCCGCCUAGAGCGGAGAGACGAGGCCUUGGACGCGUGCCGCAGAGAGAUUGCCGAGCUGAGAAGGCGCUUGGGCCUCCCGCAGCUCGAAGAAGGCUUCAUGUGCGUUAUGGAAGAUCAGACGUUUCCGCAGCAGAGGCCAUAUGGAGAGGAAGACUACAAUGAUAACGAAGGGAACGUCGACGGCAAUGGGCUGCAGCAGUCACAACAGCAGCAUAACACGGCCAGAGGCCACAAUAUAGAGUCGACAGCUGCCCCAAUGACGCACGAUGACGACAAGAUGAUGGCUGGCUUUGUACACGCGCAACACCACGCUCAACAACAUCAUCAGCCGAUGGAUGCCGCCGCUUUUAGCUAUGCGACAUCGGGGACUUCGCUUGCUCACAACAACAACAUGGACAUGUCUUGAUGCCCAUUACUUGGCCUCUGUUGGAUCCCAUUCUCUAGUAAUUUGCUAGGAUUAUCCUCUGUCGCUCCGUUUACGUUGUUAAAAUCAUCCAGGAGGAUUACCCGACACCUCUUCUUUGCUCACAGUUGGCCCACUUGUAGUUGUUCACCGUUGUCCUUCUUCUUUGCACACAAUGUUGAACAGUAUCAAAUUCU